GACACCGCAAUCACUACUCUUUCGUCAAAGGGAGGCGGUAAAGACCAUGCACGGCGUCAGGCGAGACAGAUCGUCGCAGACGGCUGAAGCACGGGCCGCACGGAAAGCAAAGGAGGCGUCGAAGCUGCAGGCCUACCUCGAGGUGCAGUCGAGGUUCUUUGAGCUCAAGUCGCGCAAGGAACACAGCCAGGACUCGUUGGCGGCCACGACAAAGAUUCUGACGCUGAGUCCAGAGCUUUACACAGCAUGGAACUUCAGAAGAGACGUCCUCAAGGAGCUCUUCAAGGGCGAAACGGUGCCAAUCAAGGAGGAAAAAAAGGACUUUUUCGCUUCUGUGCGCAUUGAAGAAGAUCUGUCAGCGGCCUCCGCAUCGAAGAGGAACGAUGGGAAAGAGGAGAGGCGACCGUCGCUUGAUUAUAAAAGAAGCUUGCUGGAAGACGACUUGGAACUGACGACGCACGCGCUUCGGGCCCAUCCCAAGGUCUAUUGGAUCUGGAAUCACAGGAGAUGGUGCCUCGAAGAGUAUCCAGAUGAGACGGGCACAAAGUGGAAGAGGGAGCUGGCCAUGGUCGACAAGAUGCUCGAGAUGGAUCCUAGGAAUUUUCACGGAUGGACGCAUCGUCGCUACAUCUUCUCUCGCCUUGCGUCCUCUACCACCUCGUCGACACCAGACCUACCAUUAUACCCCUACAGCCUCACCUCCCCAGAGCUCUCUCCUGACAGCAGACGGACGCAACUCCAGCUCGCCCGGCAGGAGCUUUCGUACUCCCUGUCCAAGAUCGAGACCAACUUCUCCAACUUCUCGGCCUGGCACCGCCGGUCCAUUCUUCUACCACUCGUCUGGCAGGCCGAGUCGCUGAGCGCGACGCAGAUGAGGAAGAGAAGAGACGAGGAGUUUGACCUUAUCAAGCAGGCCCUCUUUACCGAUCCAGACGACCAGAGCGUCUGGAUCUACCACGAAUGGCUCAUCGACAAAGAGGCAAGCCAAGACGUGCUUGAGCGAGAGAUUGAAGUCGUACGAGAGCUCGUUGAUUUGGAGCCUGAUAGCAAGCUGUGUAUGCGGGCGCUCUCACAUAACCUAUCAAUGCUCUCUACGGUCAUCAAGGGCCAUGACCCGCAAAGGGCGAAGAGCCUUUCGGAAGAGACAAGAGACUUACUCCAGAGGCUCGUCGAGGUCGACCCAGAUCGUAAAGGGAGAUACUUGGAUCUGCUUCAGGGUCUCACCGCUUGACGGUGGCCGCCUGACAGAUGUAGUUGCUACACUACACUAGUAUUUGUCAUAUGUACUUUGAAUUCAUUGUCCCAAAAAUGGCCAGACUCAGAUGGAGAG
Molecule: messenger RNA, 1330 nt
Organism: Acaromyces ingoldii
Lineage: Eukaryota; Fungi; Basidiomycota; Exobasidiomycetes; Exobasidiales; Cryptobasidiaceae
Product: protein prenylyltransferase
Exons: 3
Coding region: 47-1231 (394 amino acids)
Biological process (GO): protein geranylgeranylation
Cellular component (GO): cytoplasm; Rab-protein geranylgeranyltransferase complex
Molecular function (GO): Rab geranylgeranyltransferase activity
Source: RefSeq, a predicted model, not a curated record